Messenger RNA from Ilyonectria robusta, 1148 nucleotides. RefSeq names its product putative C2H2 finger domain protein. Gene Ontology annotation, molecular function: zinc ion binding; nucleic acid binding. Gene Ontology annotation, biological process: mRNA splicing, via spliceosome. NCBI's taxonomy places the organism in Eukaryota, Fungi, Ascomycota, Sordariomycetes, Hypocreales, Nectriaceae. Gene Ontology annotation, cellular component: spliceosomal complex; U4/U6 x U5 tri-snRNP complex. Bases 53 to 766 code for a protein of 237 amino acids. The record is from RefSeq and is a predicted model, not a curated record. The transcript has a single exon.
CAUUGGACGCGACCGACCGUGUUCACCUUGCAUCCUCAAUUCCACAACCACAAUGGCCGACUCAAAGAAGGGCGGUGCCUAUGGCGCGCCCGCCGGCGAUACCGACUUUCGGAAAACCUGGGACCUCGACGAAUAUGCCGCCAAGGCCAAGGAGCGCGAGGCGAAGGAGAAGGAGGAAGGCAAGGCUCGCUAUGAAGCCAAGCUUGCCGGCAAGAAAUACCACAAGCCGAUGACCGGGAACGAGACAUACACAUCAGCAAGGCGCAACAUCAUCGACCUUACCGCGCAGGUCGGAAAGACGCAGCUCAUUCCUGCUGGCGCAGGCGUCGGAAAGCGCGGACGCAGUGCCGGUUUCUACUGCGAGCCUUGCGAUUUGACCUUCAAGGACAACAUCCAAUACGUGGAGCAUCUGAACACGCCCCAGCAUCUGAUCAACACGGGCCAGACAUCGGAGGUGAAGCGAGCGACGGCAGCCGAGGUCCACGAACGAAUCGAAUACUACAUCCAACGACGGGACGACCUCGAGAAGGAGAAGGCCACGAGCCUCCACGAUCGGCUGCAGAUGCGAGAGGAAGAACAGGAGAAGGAGGCGGAAGAGCGACGGCAGAAGCGCAGGGACGAAAUGGAGAAGCGGCGUGCGAAGCAAGAGGAGGCAGCCAAGGUCAAGACGGAGUAUGGAGAAGACCUGCGAAUUGAGGGCGAGCAUGAGGAGGACGACAUGAUGGCACAGAUGGGUUUCACCGGGUUUGGUACUUCAAAGAAGUGAGGGCCGAGACGACGGACGGACAAACGGACGGAAUGUUGGGCAAAACCUAUGAUACCCUUAUUUCAACGUGGCGAUGUAAUAUGAUUGUGCGAAUUGAUAUGUUGAGGGUCUAUAGCGACGCCUGCGAUAUAACGGCACUGCUUCGUCCAACCGGGCCGGCGAGGACAUGUUCGCGUGCUGCACAAAGGUCGGUGUAGCUGGACACCACCCAUUCACCAUGAGAGAGAUCCCUGGCAGCCCGAAGCAGUGGAUCGAAGGCAACUGGCGCAGGCUCAAUCUGCAGCCUCGGCACAUGGCAAGCCACUACGUAUCCCGGCCAUGGCUGCACGACGGCAUCCUGUUUGUUCGCCGUGGUGGUGGUGCUGCGUCUGCUUCUGUUCCG